CCGCGUGGGCGUUGGCGGGACGCGUCGCGCGGAGCUGCGGGUGUCCGGGCCCGUCCCGCGCCGCCGCCACCGCCUCCUCGCUGGUAGCGCCUCGGGCCGCCCUGCGCUUCUCUCCGCACCCGGUCUUCCUGCCUGGGGGGCUCCUGAGCUCGCAAAAUGGCUGACGGGCGGGACAGCGCCGCGGACCAGCUGAAGCAGUGGCAGGGCCAGCGGGGCUCGCAGAAACCAGAUGUCUUGACCACUGGUUCUGGGAACCCAGUAGGGGAUAAGCUUAAUUCCCUGACAGUAGGGCCACGUGGGCCUCUUCUUGUUCAGGAUGUUGUUUUCACUGAUGAGAUGGCUCAUUUUGACAGAGAGAGGAUUCCUGAAAGAGUUGUGCAUGCAAAAGGAGCAGGAGCCUUUGGCUAUUUUGAAGUGACUCAUGAUAUUACCAAAUACUGUAAGGCAAAAGUGUUUGAACACAUUGGAAAGAGAACUCCAAUUGCUAUACGAUUCUCCACUGUUGCUGGAGAGUCUGGGUCAGCUGAUACAGUUCGAGACCCUCGAGGCUUUGCAAUGAAAUUCUAUACAGAGGAGGGCAACUGGGAUCUUGUGGGCAAUAAUACUCCUAUUUUCUUUAUUCGAGAUGCAAUGUUGUUUCCAUCCUUCAUUCAUAGCCAAAAGAGGAACCCUCAGACUCAUUUGAAGGAUCCAGAUAUGGUGUGGGACUUCUGGAGUCUUCGCCCUGAGUCUCUGCAUCAAGUGUCUUUCUUGUUCAGUGAUCGUGGUAUUCCUGAUGGAUUUCGCCAUAUGAAUGGAUAUGGAUCACAUACAUUCAAACUGGUUAAUGCCAGUGGAAAAGCAGUUUAUUGCAAAUUCCAUGUGAAGACUGAUCAGGGCAUCAAAAACCUUCCUGCUGAAGAAGCAGGAAGAUUGGCUUCUACUGAUCCUGAUUAUGGAAUACGUGAUCUUUACAAUGCCAUUGCCAAGGGAAACUAUCCGUCAUGGUCCUUCUACAUUCAAGUUAUGACAUUUGAGGAAGCAGAGAAGUUUCCAUUUAAUCCUUUUGAUUUAACUAAGAUUUGGCCUCAUGGUGACUACCCUCUUAUCCCUGUGGGAAAGCUUGUCUUGAACAGGAAUCCUGUCAAUUACUUUGCUGAGGUAGAACAAAUGGCAUUUGAUCCUAGCAACAUGCCACCUGGUAUUGAACCUAGCCCUGACAAAAUGCUGCAGGGUCGUCUUUUUGCAUAUCCUGACACUCAUAGACACCGUCUGGGACCUAACUAUCUACAAAUUCCUGUGAAUUGUCCCUUCAGAGCUCGUGUGGCCAAUUAUCAGAGGGAUGGGCCAAUGUGUGUGUCUGACAACCAAGGUGGUGCACCAAACUAUUAUCCAAAUAGUUUUACUGGUCCAGAAGAUCAGCCCACUGCGAAGGAGAGCCGCAUGUCUGUUUCGACUGAUGUGCAGCGCUUCAAUAGUGCAAAUGAAGAUAAUGUGUCUCAGGUGCGAGUGUUCUAUACCAAAGUACUGAAGGAGGAUGAACGUGAAAGGCUGUGUAAAAAUAUUGCUGAUCAUCUUAAAGAUGCUCAACUUUUCAUUCAAAAGAGAGCUGUGAAAAACUUCACUGAUGUUCAUCCUGACUAUGGUGCCCGUGUUCAGGCGCUACUGGACAAAUACAAUGCUGAAACUGGGAAAAAGAAUGUAAUUAGGACAUACACGCAAUCUGCAUCUCAUUUGUCUGCUGAAGAAAGAUCCAACUUGUAAACCAUGCUGCAGAUGUGCUCUAUGCUUGAAUUUUGCGUCCACAUAACUGCAGGACAGCCUGUUGAAGACAUUAAUGAAUGUAGCAGACUUCCGCACAGAUAUAAAGUGUCUUACAGGCUUGAUUUUAUUAAGCUUUCAAGUGCCUAUACCUGUAUGGGAAAUGGGAAGUAACUCAAGCUAACAACCCUGGUGCCUUUCAACACUAGUGUUCUAAUGUUUGUUAACAGUGUAUCAUGUUUUUAAGGAAACCUAUAAUUAAGGAAACCUUCAUUUCUAAAAGCAAGCAUAAGUUUAAUCAAAAUAUUGGUUUUUGUUUGUUUUUUUUUUUUUAUUGCAGAACUUCUCUUGCUAAAUCAUGGAAGAGAGCUGUGCUGAUACUGUGAUUAUCAUUAGGGUUCAUGUUAAUUAAUAUUGCUUGUUAUUUCUAAUAAAAUUGACAUUUUGUAUUUUUAGACAUUACUUCUGGAAGGCAAAAAUGAAAUUCAAAGGAAGAUAGUACAUGUGCAAUAGUUUGCUUAAGAUAUUCUGUAUUUCAAGUUACUUAUGGUAUAAAUGAAGCUAAGAAGUUUAAUCUCAAUAUAUAUUGAUUUUUAUUCCUAAUACCUGUUUUAGGAUAAUGAAACUUUACAUGUUUACUAAUACUGUGUUAGAUAUAACUGAAUUAAGUGAGAUAGGAAAGGAUAUUUGCUAACUCCAUAUGCUUUAUUACAAACUUAAUUACAUCUUAAGAGCUCUUGGGGGGAGGGGAGUUGUCCUUUCUAGUCUUAAGAAUUUGAAUGGAAAGUAUUGAUUUUUCAAGUCUCUGUGAAAUUAACCUCAGCAUAAACACUUAUUUUGCCCAAAUUCAAGCUCAAGCAGCUUUAAAACUAUUCCCUAUAGUUUUUGAAAUCCUGUAUUUUACUGGCAUAAUCUUACAUUGCUAUUUAUUCAAGCUGAGGCUGUUUUCUUUUCAAAAAAAAAUCACGUUUUCACUGAAACAGUGAUAUGUGUAUUUGCAUGUAUAAAACCCCUCUGAUUUUAUGAAUGUUAGGCCACUGUCCAGUGCUUACAAUUUAUUUCAUCAGUACAAAAGGAUUUAGAAGCUUUGGACUGAAAAGUGUUCCUUGUUACUGCUUAGAUUUGAAGGAGUUUCUUUAGCAUAGUAUUAUCUUUAGUCUUUGAGUAUAAUUGCCAAUUAGCUCUUAGAAACUGAUACAAAAAAAAGUAUUUAUAUUUGAGAACUUAGAGCAAGGAUUGAAUGACCAUUAUGGAAUUUUUUGGAGUUAUCUUUGAAUAUAUAGAGUUUUGGAUGAAGAAAGCACAUUAUCAGCAUCUGAAUGCUUUACCAUAAAAGGGUACAACAAAAGCAAGGCUUAAAUUACUGAUUUAUAAGUGCUAAAAUCCCUCCUGGAUUUUUUCCUCUCCUUAAGUAUAUACUUGGAAAGGAUUAUUCUGUUAUAGGAUAAUCAAGCUGAUUGAGUUUUGGAUAAAAAUUUGUCAUACCUGUUGCACACUGAGGUUAGUCAUAAUAGACAAAAUAUCUUUGAAGUGCACUUAGCAGGACCAGGACAUUGCUGCAUCUCAAAUUCUAACCAGUUUUAAUGACUAUUUGGCCUGCUAUUUUUGUCCUCUUUCCUUGCCAAAAGAAAAAUCGCUGUAAAUAUGUGAAUAAUCCAGAUAUCAGUUCCACAGCAUCACCUCUAGUUUGAUAUAUUUGCUUUCCUUAUUUGCUUGCUGGUAUUGCGUCUGUCAUUUAGAUUGCAAGAAGCAUGAAUGAUGAUACAAAGAAUUUUGGAGCCUAGCUACUAAUUCUCCACAAAUUUCUCAAGUCAUAGCAACUUACUGUUCAAUACUGGGGAUGUUUGUGUGUCUUUGAACUGAAUUUUAAAUAGGAAUACUUCCUGUGGUAUAUUGUUCUUUUAAGGGUGAGUUGGCCUUCCAAGAAGUGCUAGCAGAGAGAUAGAGAAGAAUUGGUGUUAAGUGUUAUCCCAUUAAGUGGAAGCAUUGGAGAAAGCUACUUUUACUCAAACUCAUUUCUGUUAACUUGUUGUGAAAAAUUGAUGUGCUAUGUUAUGGAUGCAGUAAAAUAAGAUAAAAUGAUAGUCUGCUUUACUGUGCAUGUCAGUGGAUUUUACCUGAUCCUAGUAGGAGCAGCUGAAAGAGGCACUUAAAUGAGUAAGAAUAGUUCUUUCUGGAACAUGGAAUCCUAAUAACUCUUGGAAAAGAAUAAGCUGGACUUGAUCUUUAAUUUUGGUGGUUUCUGCUAAAUAUUGUCUUGCUUUAUUUCUGAAAUAAAAGAAUUUGAAAAUC
Rhea pennata is the source of this 4032-nucleotide messenger RNA. RefSeq names its product catalase (gene CAT). Gene Ontology annotation, biological process: response to hydrogen peroxide; hydrogen peroxide catabolic process. Gene Ontology annotation, molecular function: heme binding; catalase activity. Lineage: Eukaryota; Metazoa; Chordata; Aves; Rheiformes; Rheidae. Bases 157 to 1743 code for a protein of 528 amino acids. The transcript is spliced from 13 exons. The record is from RefSeq and is a predicted model, not a curated record. Gene Ontology annotation, cellular component: cytoplasm; mitochondrion; peroxisome.